Varanus komodoensis (Komodo dragon) is the source of this 1056-nucleotide messenger RNA. It is a transcript of the gene TMEM61, whose product is annotated as transmembrane protein 61. The transcript is spliced from 2 exons. The record is from RefSeq and is a predicted model, not a curated record. Bases 192 to 839 code for a protein of 215 amino acids. NCBI's taxonomy places the organism in Eukaryota, Metazoa, Chordata, Lepidosauria, Squamata, Varanidae.
UGCGAAGGCAACAGAGAUGUUUUAGAAGGCACACAGUGAAACUCAGUGGACUCCCUCUUGCAUUAUGUGUGUGUGUCAUUAAUCAGACUGUUUGUGCCUGUUUCUGCUCAUGCUUUCUUUUCCCUCCAGCAUGAACCAAGGCAACAGCCCCAUUUCCUUGUACAGCAUUUGUAUCGGCCUCUGUCUUUAAAAUGAUGACUGCCCCUUUGCGCCAUGGAGUGACCAUCACUGGAGCCGUCCUACUGGUGACAGGAACGCUGUGUUUCGCCUGGUGGAGCGAUGGUGAGAUGGGGGCCACCUCAUCUAGCAGCGACCCGAAGGUCAUGCUUCAUGAGGAAGCGGAACCUGUGGCAAGCUCCUCCUCUAAUGCAGUGCUCAGGUCCAUCAGUUUCUUCUGCUGUGGAAUUGGUGGACUCCUUCUCUUAUUUGGCCUCCUGUGGUCAGCCAAUGCUGGAAUAGUUUCUCGGCACUAUCAGUACCAUUUUUCCAGGGACCUUCAUUACUCCACUGUUGAUCCUCUUGAAAAGGAGACUUGCAGCCCUGUUCCUACUUAUGAAGCCAGUACUAUUCCCACUUACGAAGAAGCAUUGAGUUGCCAGCCUGCCGAAAAUGCCCUAAACUAUACACAGUCCCAUGUUUCGAAAGAAAACAGACCAUCCUUGUAUCAAGUUGUGGAUGAAAGCAACACAUGGCACAGUGGCCGUAGGCGCAGUUCCUCUGAUAGUGUCUUGUUUCAGAAUAUUUUGCCAAGGCUAGAGUCAGGACCACUGGAUGAAGCGAGCAUUGUCUGCGACACUCCACCACCAAGCUAUGAGAGUAUCAGCUUAUGCGAUGGAUGAUCCAGGGAUCCAGCUUGCUGUUGCUUAAGGAUCUCUAGAUUCGUAUUGAUCUGUCUUUUCCUUCUAUUAAGUAAUUGUGACAAGCUGGAGUAGAAAAGGGUAAAUAGCUACUACAAUAUGUAUUACCCACCCUGUUGUCUUUUGUAGGAGUUGAUGCCAAAUUAUGAGAGAAUCAUCUCUCAGCCUUGCUUUUUAGUGUGUGGCUAAUGUUUUUAGA